AUGGUCCUCACCUUAGCAGAGUAUGAUGUCCAAGUGAGGUAUUCUGAUGAAUAUGAGUGUUUCUGUCCCCAAUCUCAUGCCAAAUAUUAUGACCACCUCAAGACAAUUCCUAAGAUCCAAAGACGCAUCCUGCACAUUCAAAACCUUAUUCAGCUCAAUCUCGAGCACAAUAAUCGUGAGAAAGUAUCUUCUGCUUUGCCAAAUACCAUUCAAUUGGGUAAGACACCAUUUGAUAGUACACGAAAGCAUACAAAACUUACAAUGCUGGAUUUGUGCAGCAACAAACUAACAGAUGCAGGAAAUAUCUUAUCUGACAUGUAGAGUAAUAAACUCACAUCGAUGCCAGCAGACUUUCCAGAAUCUAUUUUGCAGAUUAUGCUGAACAACCACAACUCAAUCACCUCCAUACCCGAGGACUACUAUUAGAGGACACCAAAUCUCUUGUCGCUUCAACUAUUUAUGUUGACAUUAAACAACUCAACAGAAGCAAAUACUCCUUUGCUCCUGAUGGCUUUUAUUGCAUCUGCAGAUUUGAAUGUUUCUUUGACGUGGCCAUCAUUGGACCUCGGCAGCCCUGACAUGCUAACUUGUAUCCGUCUAAACAGCAAUAAUCUGAAAAGACUACCGGACUAA
Messenger RNA from Misgurnus anguillicaudatus (oriental weatherfish), 633 nucleotides. NCBI's taxonomy places the organism in Eukaryota, Metazoa, Chordata, Actinopteri, Cypriniformes, Cobitidae. The record is from RefSeq and is a predicted model, not a curated record.